Thalassophryne amazonica is the source of this 3730-nucleotide messenger RNA. Its product is annotated as nuclear export mediator factor NEMF-like. Gene Ontology annotation, biological process: ribosome-associated ubiquitin-dependent protein catabolic process; rescue of stalled cytosolic ribosome. NCBI's taxonomy places the organism in Eukaryota, Metazoa, Chordata, Actinopteri, Batrachoidiformes, Batrachoididae. The coding region runs from base 98 to 3295 and encodes 1065 amino acids. The transcript is spliced from 33 exons. Gene Ontology annotation, cellular component: RQC complex. The record is from RefSeq and is a predicted model, not a curated record. Gene Ontology annotation, molecular function: ribosomal large subunit binding; tRNA binding.
AUGCGCAGUUUGUGUUGCACCACCAGAAGUAUCAAAGUGAUGUUUUUCUGUGGUUUUUAUUCGUCUUUUUGGAGUUGCACAUAGUUAUUUAAUUACAAUGAAAACGAGGUUCACCACUGUGGAUAUAAGGGCAGUUAUUGCCGAAAUUAAUGCCAACUACAUUGGCAUGAGAGUGUACAACGUGUAUGACAUCGACAAUAAGACGUACCUCAUCCGCCUCCAAAAGCCCGAAACAAAAGCUGUUCUUCUGAUUGAGUCUGGGACUCGCAUUCACUCCACAGACUUCGAAUGGCCCAAGAACAUGAUGCCUUCGGGCUUUGCAAUGAAAUGUCGAAAACACCUGAAGACCCGUCGGUUGACUCAGGUUCGUCAGCUCGGGAUCGACAGGAUUGUUGACCUCCAGUUUGGCUCAGACGCAGCUGCGUAUCACUUAAUUGUUGAACUUUAUGACAGGGGUAACAUAAUUCUUUCCGACCAUGAGUACACCAUCCUGAAUUUGUUGCGGUUUCGUACUGUGGAGGCAGAAGAUGUUAAGAUUGCAGUGAGAGAGCGCUACCCUGUGGAGAACGCCAGACCCCCUGAACCUCUCAUCAGCUUAGAGAGACUAACUGAAAUCCUCAGCAGCACACAGAAUGGAGAUCAAGUCAAAAGGGUCCUGAAUCCUCAUCUUCCCUAUGGAGCCACUCUGAUAGAGCACAGUUUGAUAGAGGUGGGACUCCCAGGAUCUGUCAAAGUUGACAGCCAAACAGCUGUUGCCCAAGUCGCACCAAAAAUUCUUGAAGCCCUGCAGAUAGCAGAAACGUACAUGGACAGAACCCAGAACUUCAGCGGCAAAGGAUACAUCAUUCAGAAAAUUGAGAAGAAACCGAGCUUAAUGUCUGGCAAACCCACAGAAGACCUGCUCACAUAUGAUGAAUUCCAUCCGUUCCUCUUUGCACAGCACGCAAAGAGCCCGUAUGUGGAGUUUGAUUCUUUUGACAAGGCAGUGGAUGAGUUCUUUUCUAAGAUGGAGAGUCAGAAAAUUGACAUGAAGGCCCUGCAGCUGGAGAAACAGGCCUUGAAGAAAUUGCAAAAUGUUAAGAAAGACCACGAGCAGCGACUGGAGGUGUUGCACCAAGCACAGGAGGUGGACAGAGUAAAGGGUGAGCUGGUGGAGAUGAACCUUCCAGUGGUGGAGAGGGCGUUGCAAGUGGUGCGCAGUGCGUUGGCCAACCAGGUGGACUGGACUGAGAUCGGCGUUAUUGUGAAGGAAGCACAGGCUGCUGGAGAUCCUGUAGCGUGCGCUAUCAAGGAGCUGAAGCUGCAGACCAACCACAUUACUAUGCUUUUAAAGAAUCCAUAUAUUUCUGAAGGGGAUCAGGAAGAAGAAGAAAAAAAAGAUGCCACUGAGGAGAAAGGCAAGAAAAACAAGAAUAAAGACAAGGAUCAGAACAAGAAGCUCCAAAAAAACAAGCCCAUGUUGGUGGAUGUGGAUAUCAGCUUUUCUGCCUAUGCCAAUGCCAAAAAGUACUACGACUUCAAACGCAGUGCUGAAAAGAAGGAACAAAAAACCAUUGAAGCUGCAGAUAAGGCUAUGAAAUCUGCAGAGAAAAAAACACAGAAAACUCUUAAAGAGGUCCAGACAGUAACAACUAUUCAGAAGGCCAGGAAAGUCUACUGGUUUGAGAAGUUCUUAUGGUUCAUCAGCUCUGAAAAUUAUCUCGUCAUUGCAGGGAGGGACCAGCAACAGAACGAGAUGAUUGUCAAACGCUACCUGCGGGCUGGUGACGUCUAUGUUCACGCUGACCUCCAUGGAGCAACGAGUUGCAUCAUCAAAAAUCCCUCUGGUAAUCCAGUCCCUCCUCGUACUCUCACAGAGGCCGGCACUAUGGCUGUCUGCUACAGUGCUGCCUGGGAUGCCAAAAUCAUCACCAGUGCAUGGUGGGUCCAUCAUCAUCAGGUGUCUAAGACGGCUCCUACAGGAGAGUAUUUGACCACUGGAAGUUUCAUGAUCAGAGGGAAAAAAAACUUUCUGCCACCUUCCUACUUGAUAAUGGGUUUUGGCUUCCUUUUCAAGGUAGACGAGGAAAGUGUGUUUCGGCACCAAGGUGAGAGAAGGGUGAAGACCGUGGAGGAAGACAUGGAAGAGGUGACAUCCAGGACCGCAGAGCUGUUAGAGGACGGCGAGGAGUUGAUCGGAGACGACAGCAGUACAGAAGAACAAGGUGAGGAAAAAUCAGAGGAGAGCAAGGAGAUGGUAAUAAAGGAAAAUGCAGUGGUGGAAGGGGGCAAUGGUUUUGGUGUAGAGGGGACAUCAUCACAGCAGACCAACGUGGAGGCAGAAGGAGAGGACGGUGGAGUGGAAGAUGGCACAGAGGAAACGGAGGGGAAGACCUCCGAGAAUGAAGAGAUCAGUUUCCCAGAUACGACCAUCUCACUGUCUCAUUUACAGCCCAACAGGAAUACUCUGAGCUUCAAAGAAGAAACUGUUACUCAGGAUGAAGAGACACAAGGAAAAAAACACAUGACCGCCAAGCAGAGAAGGGAAGAGAAAAAGAAGAAACAGAAACAGGACAUUGGUGAUGCAGAGGAAAAAAAUGAGAUUUCAGCUAGCGAACCUGCAGCCGACCAGGGAUCCAAGAGCGGUGGAGGUUCAUCCCAGCAGCCGCUGAAAAGAGGUCAAAAGAAUAAGAUGAAGAAGAUUAAAGAGAAAUACAAAGACCAGGAUGAAGAGGAUCGGGAGCUGAUGAUGAAGUUGCUUGGUUCUGCUGGUGCUGGUAAAGAUGAGAAGGAUAAGCGGAAGAAAGGAAAGAAGGGGAAGAUGAAAGAGGAGCCCAUUAGGAAACCAGCCAAUCAGAAACCACCCCAGAAACCUCGUAAUGUGGAAACUGCAGCAAAGAAACCAGAGGAAAGAGGAGGUGAUAAGGAGGAGAGAAAGCCCGGAGAGGAAGAAGGUCCUGUAGAACACGAGGAGGAAGAUGACGCUGACCAGGACAACCCCGGAGCAGAGGAAGCAGAGAAUUUGCUGAACUCUCUGACCGGCCAGCCUCACACUGAAGACGUGCUGAUGUUUGCUGUGCCGGUCUGCGCCCCCUACACGGCUCUUUCCAACUACAAACACAAGGUGAAACUGACACCAGGCUCUCAAAAGAAAGGAAAAGCGGCGCGCACAGCCGUUACCAGCUUCAUGAAAGCCAAAGAGGUCUCAGCUCGAGAAAAAGACCUUUUCCGUAGCGUCAAGGAUGCUGACUUACCAAGAAACAUGCCAGGCAAAGUCAAAGUAUCUGCUCCGAACCUGCUGGCUAUCAAAAAGUAAUGAGGACAGCGAACUGUGGAAGUGACACGGUUCAACCACACAACCUGCAUAGAUUUCUUCUGCCACCAUGGAGGUUAUAUUCUCAUCUUGUCUGGUUAGCAGGAUAACCUGAGCGAUUUAACUGAUUUCUGUGAAAUUUAAUUAAAAAUUGCAUCUGGCCAGAAAAACAGUCGAAAAUCAGUGAUCGACAGUAAGUGCAGCCUGUUGUCGCCAAAUAUCCUGAGUAGGUGGUCGCUGUGUAACUGAAGCCUUCAAACAGAGUAUUAUUUAUGUUUCCCAAACAUCACAAUCCCUUGAGGCUUUUCAUACAAGUAGUCUUGUAUAAACAGCUCUGUGUGAAUACUUCACUCAUCACGGGCCAGCUAUGGAAUGUCAAAGCCACUCAACUACAGGCUUACCAACCUUAUUCAAAUUGCUAAAAUUUAAGGACAGAAA